This is a messenger RNA of Ochotona princeps (American pika), 1318 nucleotides long. Its product is annotated as olfactory receptor 2W1-like. The transcript has a single exon. The coding region runs from base 223 to 1173 and encodes 316 amino acids. The record is from RefSeq and is a predicted model, not a curated record. Gene Ontology annotation, molecular function: olfactory receptor activity; G protein-coupled receptor activity. Gene Ontology annotation, biological process: G protein-coupled receptor signaling pathway. Gene Ontology annotation, cellular component: membrane. NCBI's taxonomy places the organism in Eukaryota, Metazoa, Chordata, Mammalia, Lagomorpha, Ochotonidae.
UUUCUCCCUUACUAACAUAAUUUUUCAUUUGAUUAUUUUUGUAACUCAUCAAAGUAUUUACAUAGUCCAUAAUAAAUUAUUUCUUCUUCUCUCCCUCCUCUUUUGGACUUCCUCUACUUCUUUUUCUUCCUUCUCCCUUUUUUCACGAACUUCAUCAUUCACUUUCUCUGCCUUCUCCUCCUCAGUGUCUUGUCCUCUCUCAUACUUAGCCAUCACAGGAUUAUGCACCAAGGAAAUUACAGUUCUCUUCACAAUUUCAUUCUACUUGGCUUCUCUGAUCAUCCCAAUUUGGAAAAGACUCUGUCAGGAGUUGUCGCCAUCUUCUACUUAAUUACAUUACUGGGUAACACAGCCAUCAUUCUUGCAUCUCUCCUGGAGUCCCAGCUCCACACACCAAUGUAUUUUUUCCUCAGGAAUUUAUCUUUUCUGGAUUUGUGUUUCACAACCAGCAUUGUUCCUCAGAUGCUGGUUAACCUGUGGGGCCCUGAUAAGACCAUCAGCUUUGUGGGCUGUGUCAUUCAACUCUAUGUCUACAUGUGGUUGGGCUCCAUUGAGUGCCUGCUCCUGGCUGUCAUGUCCUAUGAUCGUUUCAUAGCUAUUUGCAAACCCUUGCACUACCUUGUCAUCAUGAACCCACAUCUCUGUAUCAAGAUGAUCAUCAUGGUUUGGAGCAUUAGUCUGGCCAGCUCCAUAGUAUUAUGUACACUCACCCUGAAUUUGCCUCGAUGUGGAAACAACCUUCUGGAUCAUUUCCUGUGUGAGUUACCAGCUAUGGUCAAGUUAGCCUGUGUCGACACAACAGCAGUUGAAAUGUCUGUUUUUGCUGUAGGUAUUGUCAUUGUCCUUACACCCUUGAUCCUUAUCCUCGUAUCCUAUGGCUAUAUUGCCAAGACUGUGCUGAGGAUGAAGUCCAAAGCAGGCCAGCGAAAAGCAGUGAACACCUGUGGAUCUCAUCUCACUGUAGUGUCCAUCUUCUAUGGAACUAUUAUUUACAUGUACUUGCAACCAGGGAACAGUGCCUCCAAAGACCAGGGCAAGUUCCUCACCCUCUUUUACACCAUCAUCACUCCAAGUCUCAACCCCCUCAUUUACACAUUAAGGAAUAAAGACAUGAAGGAUGCCCUGAAGAAGCUGAUGAGAGUCCACAAUGACUCUACAAAAAGAGAGACAUGAAGGCAUAGAAAAAUAAUAGAGUGAAUAAGGCAAGUAAAUAUGUGUUCUAACCUUAACUUUUACAGUGGUAAUUCUGAGAUUAAAAAUAUCAAUUAAUGUCACCAUUCUUCCAUACAGACAUUGUGUUGAUAGAAACAAGGAAACC